AUGACGGAGUACAAGCUGGUAGUGGUGGGUGAUGGAGGUGUCGGUAAAUCGGCCCUCACAAUCCAACUAAUUCAAAAUCAUUUCGUCGAAGAAUAUGACCCCACCAUUGAAGACAGUUAUCGGAAGCAGGUUGUGAUCGACGGCGAAACAUGUUUGUUGGAUAUUUUGGACACUGCAGGACAAGAAGAGUAUUCAGCUAUGCGCGAUCAAUACAUGCGCACAGGCGAGGGAUUUCUUCUCGUUUUUGCUGUCAAUGAAUCCAAAUCCUUUGAAAACGUCGCCAAUUAUCGCGAGCAAAUAAGACGGGUAAAGGAUAGUGACGAUGUCCCUAUGGUGCUAGUGGGGAAUAAAUGUGAUCUUGCUCAACGUGCUGUUGAUGGGCGGACCGUAUCCGACGCAGCUAGGGCUUACGGAAUACCGAUGGUUGAUACAUCUGCGAAAACAAGAAUGGGUGUCGACGAUGCCUUUUACACUCUAGUACGCGAAAUUAGAAGGGUUCGCUCUUUUCGUUCUUCAUUUUGUUAUUUCGAUGGUACUCCACAUCGAGAGCGGAACCGCGAUGCACCGAGAAAGAAGAAAAAGUGCUCAAUUCUGUGA
Messenger RNA from Cooperia oncophora, 597 nucleotides. The record is from the annotation of a GenBank genome assembly. NCBI's taxonomy places the organism in Eukaryota, Metazoa, Nematoda, Chromadorea, Rhabditida, Trichostrongylidae.